Closterium sp. Yama58-4 is the source of this 3945-nucleotide messenger RNA. The record is from the annotation of a GenBank genome assembly. Lineage: Eukaryota; Viridiplantae; Streptophyta; Zygnematophyceae; Desmidiales; Closteriaceae.
AUGUCUCUGGACGAGCCGUGCUCUCCCUCCUCACGCCCCUCUUCUUCUUCUGGGCAUGGAAAUGAUCCCUCUACCAGCUCCUCUGUCCCUGGGGAAGUUGACAUCACGAAUUCUGUCCCUCGUCCCACCUCCUCCUCCUCUCCUGCCUUCUCCUCCGCACGAUCGUUCUCCAUCCGACGGCUGCUGUCUCGGUCGUCCGCCGGGGCGGCAGCUGCGGAUCCGACAGAAGGGACGGGGAUCGGCAGUCCCAAGGCAAGCAUCAAGGGGAAUUCAGGAAGAUCUCCCCGCACGUCUGCGGAUAUUUCUGCUCUGCAGACUCUAGGCCUGGGGUCGGACGCGCGCAUGCUGUUCACCCCGGAGAGCGUGACAGCACUGGAGAAGGCGAUGGCAGCGCGGGACAUGGCGCUCAUGAACCCCGUGCUCGUGCAGUCCUCCCUCACCUGCCGCCCCUUCUACGCCAUUUUGCACCGCCAAACCCACACCCCCUCCUCCUCUACUCCCUCCACUGCCGCCGCCUCCGCCGCUGCUGCUGCCGCCGCUGCUGCGAACGGCACUGGGGAAAGCAGCGCGCCUGCUGCUGCUACUGGCAAGGUCAAGCGCGGCACAAUUUUGAUUGAUCUCGAGCCGAUUCUUCCAUCCGAUCCAGCCGUGAACGGUGCGGGAGCUCUCCACUCCCACAAGCUCGCCACCCACGCUGUCUCCCGCCUGCAAGCCAUCCCCUCUGGAAGCAGCCUCGAUUUACUCUUCCAGGCGCUGGUGGAAGAAAUCCGGCUUCUUACCGGGUACGAUAGAGUCAUGGCGUAUAAAUUUCACGAGGACGAGCAUGGGGAGGUGAUAGCAGAGGACCGGAAACGCCCCCUGGAAUCCUACCUGGGACUCCACUACCCCUCCACGGAUAUUCCCAAGGCAUCGCGUAUUUUAUUCCUGAAGAAUCGGAUCCGCAUGAUCUGCGACGCGAAAUCGAAGCCGGUGAAAGUGGUGCAGGAGAGAGGGUUCUUGAAGCAGCCGGUGAGUUUGUCGACGUCUACCCUGCGGGCGGUGCAUGGGUGCCACGCUCAGUACAUGCAGAACAUGGGGAUUGCCGCGUCCCUCUGCCUCUCUAUUGUUCUGAGGGACCAGGAGGCGUUGCCGGCGGCGAUCGGGGGGAGAGCGGGCGGGGGAGGGGCGGAGGGGGAGGACGGGGGAGGAGGAGGGGAAGCAGGGGGAGCAGGGGGAGCAGGGGGAGCAGGGGGAGCAGGGGGAGUGUUGUCGACGCUGGAUGAGGUGAAGGGGAGGCGGCUGUGGGGGAUGAUUGUGUGCCACCACACGUCUCCGCGCUAUGUGCCCUUCCCUGUGCGCUCUGCCUGCGACUUCCUCAUGCAGGUGUUCACGCUGCAGUUAGCCAAGGAGCUGCAGCUGCAGGCGCAGCAGAGGGAGCAGCAGAUCCUGCAGCUGCAGACGCAGCUGUGCCAGAUGAUGCUCGCCAACGCCCCCUUCCACGCCCUCAUGUCUCCCGACGCCCGCCCCUCGGUGCGCGACUUGGUGGAGUGUGACGGCGCUGCGCUGCUGGUGGAUGGGGAGUUCUACUCCUGUGGGACCGCACCCACCAAGGAACAGGUUCUGUCGAUCAUCGAGUGGAUCCAAACGGCCCACCCCAACACCACCGGACUCACCAUCGACAGCCUCCUCGCUGCCGGCUAUCCCCAUGCAGCCUCCCUCGGGGACUCCGUCUGCGGCGUAGCAAUGGCCCAGAUCGGCGAGUCCGACUUCAUCCUGUGGCUGAGAUCGCACGUGCAGAAGCAGAUCCACUGGAGCGGCGCGAAGCAGAAGCCGGGAAAGGCACCCAAGGACGAUAUCAAGAAGAUGAACCCGCGGCAGUCGUUUGAGGCGUUUCUGGAGGUGGUGAAGCAUCGGUCGGCGCCGUGGCAGGACCUGGAGGUGGACGCGAUCCACUCAGUGCAGAUCAUUCUCAGGGACGCUGUUCACAGGAUGCGCCUCGGGGUGCCUGUCGGGGGAGGAGGCGGGGGCGCUGCUGCCGAGAUGGCACUCUCCCCAGAGGAGCUCGACAAGCUCUAUGCAGCCACGUUCGAUCAGCUCGUGCAUUUCAUCGAGACGGCGUCUGCGCCGAUCCUGGCCGUUGAUCGCGAGGGGUGCAUCACAGGGUGGAACAACAAGGUGGCGACGCUCACAGGGCUGCCCUUCUCGGCUGCCAUCGGCAAGUCCCUUGUGGACGAUCUAGCAGACGUGCAGUCCAAGACUCAACUCCAUGCUGCCCUUGACCUCGCCUUUCAGGGGCGUGAGGCCCACAACAUUCAGCUGCGCUUGCACUUAUGGGGAACAGAGCGCAGCCUCUCCGGCCCCUCAGCACGCAGCGCCAGCACUGGCAGUGCCGCCGCUGCCGCUGCGACAGCUGGUAGCACCACUGCUGGUGCCGGAGCCGAGGCCCUUGGGAUUGACGUGGGGUCGUCUGUGAUCCUAUUGGCCAACACGUUUGUGAGCCGCGACGCGCAGCAGGAGGUGCAGGGGGUGUGCUUCGUGGGGCAGGACGUGACGGUGGAGAGGGCGGUGAACGACCGGUUCAGGAAGGUCAAGGGGGAUUAUGAGGCCAUUGUGCACGCACACAGCUCCCUCAUCCCCCCCAUCUUCGGCUGCGAUGAGUUUGGGCUGUGCACGGAGUGGAACGCGGCAAUGGAACAAGUGACAGGGUUCACGCGCUUUGAGGUGUGGGAGCGCAUGCUGAUAGGGGACGUCUUUGGCUCGCUCUGCCGCAUGGAGAGCGGCGACGCCAUGACGAAGCUCAUGAUUGUGAUUAGCAAGGCCAUGGCCGGGCACGAGGCCGUCAAGGUCCCCUUCUCCUUCCUCAACCGCCAGAGAACCCUGAUGGAGCUGCUGCUAUCUGUCCAUCCCAGGCACUCAGCGGACGGCAACUCAGUGGUGGGCGCCUUCUGCUUCCUCCACACGGCCUCUCUUGAACUCCGGCAAGCCGUCGACCGGCAGAAGACCGCCGAAAAGCUAGCCUCAGACAAGGCGAGGCAGGUGGCGUACGUGAGGGAGAUGAGCCGUGGGCCGUUGGACGGGCUGGCGUACUCAUUUGCGCGGAUGGAGCAGAUGGGGGCGGGGUUCUCGGGGAAGCAGCUGCCGUGGGUGCGCACGGGCGUGGCGUUGGAGAUGCAGCUGAGGAAGAUUGUGAGCGACACUGACAUGCUCGCCAUCGAACAGGGCCAAGCACCGCUCGCCACGCUGCCAUUCACCAUGGAGACGGUGUGUGGCGCAGUGAUCAGCCAGGCCACGCUGCUGGCCACACGCAAGGGCGCCAAGCUGACGCUCGAGCUGGGCAGUGACGUCAAGAUGCUGCCGCUAUGUGGCGAUGCACCGAGGCUGCAGCAGAUCCUGGGAGGGCUGCUGUGCGCUGCAGUGAGCCACACGCAAGCCACAGGGCUGGUGAAGCUGGAGGUGACUCAAAAGGGGUCUCGGCUCUUCCGAGGAACAACCACCAUGGCAGAACUCGAUAUAAGAAUCUCCCACACGGGUCGGGGUCUACCAGAGGAGAUCAUCAACCAGAUGUUUGACUCCAAUGCUGCCACCACCUCUACCGCCACCGGCACCACCACCACCGCCACCACCCCCACUGCUGCCAGUGCUUCUGUUUCUGCUGGCGAUAGAAGCUUUGGCCGGGCGAGCAGCGACGGUGGGGGCAGUGUCGGAGGGAUGAGUGUAGGAGGCACGAGCACUGGGAGCGGUGCGUUAAGGAGCAACGCAGAGGGCGUGUCGCUGAGCCUUAUAAGGAGGAUGUUAAAGAGUAUGAAGGGCGAGGUGGUGUAUACGAGGGAGACCGGGCGGUGCUUCUUCUGGGUGCAUGUGGACUUCCCCUUGUCCUCGGCUUUAAGAUGGGGCGGUGCUGCUGCUGCUGCUGGCGGUGCUGCUGGCAGUGUUGCGGUUGCAGCUGGUGCUCCUGCUGCCCUUUAG